This is a messenger RNA of Oncorhynchus masou masou (cherry salmon), 311 nucleotides long. RefSeq names its product C-C motif chemokine 4 homolog. The record is from RefSeq and is a predicted model, not a curated record. The coding region runs from base 27 to 311 and encodes 94 amino acids. Lineage: Eukaryota; Metazoa; Chordata; Actinopteri; Salmoniformes; Salmonidae. Gene Ontology annotation, biological process: immune response. Gene Ontology annotation, molecular function: chemokine activity. The transcript has 4 exons. Gene Ontology annotation, cellular component: extracellular region.
UCAACAUACAGCUGGCUGGUUAUACGAUGUACCGGCAGGAUAGAACAGCGGCGUCUGAUGGAAAUGUUCCUGAUGAAUGCUGUUUCCAGUAUUACCAAAGAAGAAUCCCCAAACAAUUAAUUGUGGCAUAUGAAAUGACCAGAUCUGACUGCACUCAUAAGGGGGUCAUUUGUGCCAAUCCAGAUGAGUCUUUGAUUGACAGGAUCAUGAAGGCCAUCGAUGAGAGUAGAUUCCACUUCGCUGUGUCAACAUCCCGAGAGCAUCCAGAAGACUUCCUUGAGCCACGCCCCCACCAGCUCCUGACAGUCUGA